AUGGCCUCGUGGCUCGGGGGAAGCCUGGGCUCUGACCCGCUGAUGGUCCUGCUGGUCCUCGUCCUGCUGGCGCGCUUCCUUCUCUGGUCCUGCCUCGGCACCUACAUCGACUAUAAGCUGGCCCGGCGGCAGCGGCGCAAGCCCAAGGAGGACUAGGGCCCCGGCAGGACGCCGGCCCUCAGCGCCACGCAUGUGCGGGUCUCCCCUCCCGGAGGACCCUGUCCCAGAGGCGCCCUGUCCUGAGGCUGAGGGUGUGUGUCAGGGGGAGGGGGGCGAGCAGGGCAGGCAAACCCUCCCGCAUCCCACCCACAAGGCCGAGACCGACGGUGUCCCACCGGAUUGACCUGGGCUGUCCUGGUCACUGCCCACCUCCCAUGCCGGGACAGAGGGGCCAGCGCAGCUGGUGUGUCCAAGGUUCUGGGGUCUGCCAUUGGGGGUGAUCCUGAGGGUGGGUCUUGCUUUAAAACGUGCUCUGCCAAUUCUUUAUAUUUAUGUUUGUUGGACAAGGUGGGGAUGAGCCAGAGGGUUGGGAGGGGAGGACAGAGGUGGCCUCAUCACAAGCCAGCUCUGCUGCUAGAAGGUGCCCUGUGUCUCAGCUUUCUUUUACACCGUCCAGCUCCAUCCCCCCUCCCCCCACCCCGGGUGGGAUCAUAGAAGUUCAGACAACUGGCCUUGGCCUUCGUUUUCCUUUCAGCGGACUUGUGACACCUGAGCUCAAGCCCAGCUCUGGCUGACUGUGGGUCGACUCUCUUUCUCCAUCUCUAAAAUGGGCACAGUAAUCCCUGCCUCUCUCAGAAGGGUAUGAGGAGGGUUGGAGAAGGGGUGGGGUGGGGGGCAAGCCCUCAUAUUCUGUACACGGUGGGACAUGUGGAGGACAGUGGAGAAGAGAAGCCAGGAACCCAGGGCCCUCUCUUUCUUUGUGAUUUAAGUGUGCGGCUGAGCGGCCGCUCCGGAGGCAGACAGGCAGGGCACUUGAUGCGCGCCAAGAGUCUGGCUCCUCCCUGCCGCCCACCUCCCGGUCAUGGUCACACCCCGCCUAAGGAGGGUGGCAGCUUGUGCUUCUCAUUCUGGCGGCAGAUUAUAAUCGUCCUGCAGAUUCUAGCAAACACGAUGGCCAAGCCACCCCAAGACCAAGAAGCACAGGCAGGGAUAAGAUGUCCCGGGAGGCUGGGGCCCGGUUGCUCUGUGCUUUCUUACAAGGACUGGGCACUUCGGUCAGAGCCGUCUUAAGGAGAAGUUGUCGCUGAGCUGAGCGAGCAGACUCGGGGAGCCCUGGCCAGGAACCGCCCACCUAGCCUCGCGGCAUCCUGGCAGAGGGAUGAGGGGCCUGAGCCAGGGAUGUCGUGGGAGCCGAUGAGCUCACCGACACGGUGAAGAUCUUGUCUCACUCCUGAAGGACCUGAGCUAACCGCAGGGACGGGGGAGCCAGUCGGCUGAAGCGGUGACCUUCUUGGGGGGGUACCGACCGGCCUCAGAGACUUUGGGUGGUGGGGUGUCUUGGAGGACAGUCUGUAGAUGAGGGUGUUUUCUUAUGGAGGACAGUCUGGGAAGUCUGCACAGGGUGGGGUUACCAUGCAUGGAGUCAUCCAGGGCUGGGGGUAGGGGGGGAGGUGGCUGUCCCCUGGGCCGCCGUAUUGGCCAGUGGCCUAGCAGAACUUGUGUCCUCACUAUGUCAAGAACCUGAAUGCAGGAUUAGGGGAGGAAGUGUUCUCCUGUUCUUAAGGAAAAUGUUCAGUUCUCUUUAAAAUGAUCGUGCACGAUUUCACCGAUCUCUCAAAGAAAAAUCACAGCUGUCGCCAUGGUCCUAUACCAAGGAGGGUGGCCCACUGUCCCGGUUGGCCUAGGACAGCCCCAGUUUUAAAACUGGAAGUUCCAUGUCCUGGAAGACACCUCCAUCCCAGGCAGAGCGGGCCCCGCCCCUGCUCGGGUGGAGGAGAACUCAGUUCACGCAACCUCCUAAUGCGUCUCCAGUGGCUGACCUGCCCAUCAGCCACCUGCCGCCUGCGUGUGCACGUGGGUGCAUGGAACGGCACCUCCAGGCGUAUUUGAGCUUCACCAUUUGGUCCAGUGGGCCAGAAUUCUGGGGAUCUCGCUGCAACCCCUUCCUUUGGGGUUGUCUGGUAGAGAAGACAGAAGCAGGAGACUGCUGCCAACACAGGACCCCAGAAGAAGACCAGAUUCUGCCAGUGUUGAGUCCCUCUCCACUUAAACCAGUCAAUAUAUUUCUUUUUUUUCCCCCUCUUAAGCCAGUUUACAUUGGUUUCUUAGUUCACAACUGACAAAAUUCUAUUUGUGCAGUUCUCUGCACCCAUGCACCAGCCUCCCAUCUGGCGUAGGACUGGCUCAGAAUGAGCGACCACUCAAGCAGGGCAUCUGCGUGAAUGAGAGGCUGGGCCCUGGCCUGAUAACCAGGCAGCCACUGCGAGUAACAGCUGGGUCAGCAGUGACUUUGAUAAGAGAAGAUUUUCCCCCCUUCAUUUUUCUUUUCUCAUGUUGCAAGAAGUCUGGCUUUUGUCAUUCCCAGGCCAUGGUAUGGCAGUUCAAUGCUAUUACUGAGGACUUAAACCAUUCCAUAUUUCUGUUCUGCCAUCCUUCACACACAGCUUUGGUCUUCAUGGUCACAAGAAGGCUGCUGCUACUCCAGGCAUUCUGAAUGAGUUCCAGGCAGGAAGAGAAAAAUAGGGUGAUGGAGGGGGAAGAGGCACUCCCCUGAUAUGUAAAAUACUUAUUUGUACAUCUCAUCAACCAGAAGCAUGUCACAUGGCAUCCUGAGAUGCAGAGGAAGUUGAGAAAUGGAGUUUGUUAGUGGGGCUCGCUGUUACCCUAGAUAGCGUCAGGUUUCGGUUAUAAAGGAAGGCUAAAUGGAUAUGAGGUAGGCAACUGGCAAUCUCUGUCACUGGUCCUUUGCCUUUAUUUGUAGUUGUCUUUAUUUGGGACCUAUUUUGGGUAUUUGGGUGACUUUUGUGGUACCCUUAUGUGCCAGCUUUGCCCUUGUCUGCUCUGCAGGGAUAGUAGCUGAGCUCACCCGUCUUUUGCAGUUCCAACCUGGAGUCAGACUGGCUUCUUGGGGCUCCUAAGGAUUCAUACCAGUAAGAAAGUCUGAGGCUGAGCCAGACACGUUCCUUCUGAGAGAAGCAUGGCAAUGCUCUUUGGUCCGCAGUGAGCGAAAGGCACAGACCUGGGGAACAGCUGAUGCAUAAGUGAAUGGUGGUGAUGGCUAGCGGGUAUAUAAAUGGAGGGGGAGAUGUAGUCCUCUACUUGGUAAACAUCACAGAGUGGAGUGCUCACAGUGUGAGAGGCAGCAUGGAUACAGUGUAUAAAACAGUGUCUGCCCUCAGGCAGCUUGCAGACUGGGAGCUCAGAAGUGGGCAGAGAGACCUGUAAGUAGAUAUUAGAACUGCACUUAGGCAGAUGGUUAGUUAGGGCUAAAAAUGUGGCAGGUGCAAAUUAAGAUAUACCAUCAGUGUAAAAUAUACACCAGAUUUGGAAGGCUUGGUACCAAAAAAUAUUGUAUAAUCUCAUUAGUAACAUUGUUUUGAUCAUUGUUUUGAUUAUGCAUUGAAACGAUAAUAUUUUGGACACUAUUGGGUUAAAUAAAAUACUAAAAUUAA
Messenger RNA from Neogale vison (American mink), 3611 nucleotides. RefSeq names its product small integral membrane protein 38 (gene SMIM38). The record is from RefSeq and is a predicted model, not a curated record. NCBI's taxonomy places the organism in Eukaryota, Metazoa, Chordata, Mammalia, Carnivora, Mustelidae. The transcript has a single exon. Bases 1 to 156 code for a protein of 51 amino acids.